Molecule: messenger RNA, 2107 nt
Organism: Pogonomyrmex barbatus (red harvester ant)
Lineage: Eukaryota; Metazoa; Arthropoda; Insecta; Hymenoptera; Formicidae
Product: facilitated trehalose transporter Tret1-like
Biological process (GO): transmembrane transport
Cellular component (GO): membrane
Molecular function (GO): transmembrane transporter activity
Source: RefSeq, a predicted model, not a curated record
AAAUCUGUGAUAAUUUUUUACUAUCAAAUUAACAAUAUUAAUUCUUUUAACUCACUAACUUUUCAGUUUAGUUAAAGCUCCUGAGUCGCCGCGGCCAUAUUGGAAUCGUGAUGUCAUAAGCGAGAAACGAUACGUAAAAGUUUGCUAUACUUUUCCUGCAAAUAAAGAGAUGUUGCAAUAAAAUAACACUUGAAAUGGCUCUAAGACACUUGUAAAAACCGAACGCUACAACUUUUUUCUCUCCUGACAGUCAAUAAAUAGUCAUAAAAGACAUGUGAAAUGAAGCCUAUUCCGGCAGAAAACAUACGAUUUGACAGCUGUUGAAGAGAUGAAAAGUAUGCUUUCACAUAUAAAAUCGAAAGAUAACUUUUAUAGUGUUCGGUUUUUACGAAUUUGAUAAGCACGAAACAAGUUAAGCACAAUUAAGCACAAGAUAAUGUGAUAAAACGUAGCGUAAACUUGUUGUUGAUACUCGUUGUUGACACGUCACUUAUAUAAAGAUGAACAAGGAUAAAUGAACUUUCUAUUUUUCACCGCGACAGUACGUCGCUAUCAUCAACGCGGAGUUUUUAGCUGAAUACUCAAGAACUUUAAAACGGACAAAAUGUCUUAGUCUUACUAGCUCAAACGUUUUUCAUACUAUGCGGUUUCAUACUAUGCGGUAACAAGAAGAUGAAGAAAAUAUAUCUCGCUGCUGUAGCAGGAAAUCUAGGUAUGCUGUCAACCGGUCAAUACAUCGGUUGGGCAUCGCCAUCCUUGCCUUUAUUGAUUAUGAAAGAUAAUGAUGAUCCUAAAUCUUCCGUGAGUUUGACUUUGGAGGAAGCUUCUUGGGUAAUAUCUCUACUUACUCUUGGUGGCAUCACAGGUUGUGUUUCUUGUAUAUUUAUGGUGAAUAUCUUCGGCAGAAAGAAAACUAUGCUAUUUACCAUUGUGCCUACGAUAAUCAGCUGGUUGCUAAUAGCUUUUGCAACAUCAGCAUGGGAGCUAUAUGUCUCGAGAUUUGUAGGUGGAUUGUCUUUAGGAAUCGCUUAUUCAGCCACACCUAUGUAUUUAGGCGAGAUUUCACCGGCAGAUAUUCGCGGCAAAUUGUCGUCCAUGCUGACAGUUGCUGUGAAACUCGGCAUUUUGAUCGAGUUUGUGAUAGGUCCAUUUCUCUCAAUGAGAAAUCUCGCUUUCGUCUCUUUGGUGGCACCAUGCCUGUUUGUGAUUGCUUUCAUUUGGUUACCGGAAUCGCCAUACUACCUGAUGCGCUGUGAUGCUAAGCAAAAAGCUAUAAACUGUCUUGUUCAAUUGAGAGGCAAAGAGGAUGUUGACAAAGAAGCAGACAAUAUCGAGCAGUUCGUAAAAACUGAUUUGGCUAACAAAGCUAAUUUCCGUGAACUUAUAUUUGUGCCGGGAAAUCGCAGAGCUUUAAUAACGUUGAUGUGUCUGGGUAUAUUUCAACAAUCGAGCGGCUCUCAAGCCGUGAUGCAAUACGCUGAAACAAUUUUCAACCAAAUAAACAGUAAUCUGGAGGGCAAGUAUUUGACCAUAAUAUUGGGUGUCGUGCAACUAAUCUUCGCGAUUAUCAGCAUGACCAUCACCGAUCGCUACGGCAGGAAGCCACUGUUGAUAAUCUCUUCCAUCGGUUCGGCAUGCUCCACCGCCAUGAUCGCAACGUAUUUUCAUUUGCAAUACUAUCGCGUAGAUACCAACAAUAUAACGUGGUUGCCUGCUAUCGGUGCAGUGACAUAUAUAGUUAUGUAUGCCAUAGGUUUAGCGGGAAUACCGUUUACAUUGGCCAGUGAAUUGUUUCCUAUGAACGUGAAGGCUAUUGGCACUACCACAACUAUAUUGAUAACUAAUGUAACUGCCUUUAUAGUGACGAAAUUAUAUCCAAGUCUAAGUGAAAUGACUGGCACUCAUACAUCGUUCUGGUUAUUCACUGCAUGCAGCAUCAUUAGUGCUUUAUUUACGUUUUUCUACAUAUUUGAAACUAAAGGCAAGACACUGGAACAGAUACAACAGAAAUUACACAGUUUGUCAAAAUAAUGAAGAAUUGAGAACAGAGUAUUUACAUGUGUUUUCUUUCGACAUAGAAUGUUCAUAAAUUAUUUGCGUUUAAUUA